UACAGCUAAUCUGCAGUGCAGUCUGGGAGCUGUCAAUCGUCUCGUUUUUGUAUCUUUGGCACUGGACGCUACUGAUGCGCUCAUCACUGUUUAUGUACACAGUGCGGGUCAAUACAAAGAGGAAAUAAGAAUAUUUAGAAAAUAACAAGCCAUUGUCUGCCUCCAGAACCUUCUUGUCAAGGGACCUGACUUACAUGAACGGCUGACAUCGGAGCCCACCAGGCCCUGCAUCUCUUUCAUUUAAACAACCUGCUACAAACCACAGCUAGCCUGCUAGUCAUAUUAUUGACGUUGUCAAUCAUUUUCACUCGGCGAACCGGGCUCGUGAUUGAAUGACAGUUUCUGGCCUUUGUCCCAUAACGUGCAGCUGUGAUGUAUCGAUGUGUGCCUGGAGUUGUACAUUAGCGUAAUAACCACCCAGGAGGAUGAAUGCAGAGGAAGUGGAGCUGCUCAGUGACUCCAAGUACAGGAACUAUGUGGCAGCAGUGGACAAAGCCCUCAAGAACUUUGAGUACUCCAGUGAGUGGGCCGACCUCAUCUCUGCACUGGGCAAACUCAACAAGGUUUUGCAGAACAAUGCGAAAUACCAAGUGGUUCCCAAGAAGCUGACGAUAGGCAAGCGGCUGGCCCAAUGCCUCCACCCCGCCCUGCCGAGCGGGGUCCACCGCAAGGCUCUGGAGACCUACGAGAUCAUCUUCAAGAUCAUCGGACCCAAGAGGCUGGCCAAAGACCUGUUUCUCUACAGCUCGGGGCUCUUCCCGCUCCUCUCCAACGCUGCGAUGUCCGUGAAGCCGGUGCUGCUGGGGCUCUAUGAGACCUACUACCUGCCCCUGGGGAAGACUCUGAAGCCGGGCCUACAGGGCCUCCUGACCGGGGUCCUGCCGGGUCUGGAGGAGGGCUCAGAGUAUUACGACAGAACCAACACGCUGUUGGAGAAGGUGGCUGCAGCGGUGGAGCAGUCGGCCUUCUACAGUGCCUUGUGGGGCAGCAUCCUGACCAGCCCCGCGGUGCGCCUCCCCGGGGUGUCCUUCGUUCUGCUGCACCUCAACCGCAAGCUCUCCAUGGAGGACCAGCUCUACGUCAUCGGCAGUGACAUCGAGCUCAUGGUGGAGGCGGUCAGUACCUCAGUCCAGGACUCCAGUGUGUUGGUGCAGAGGAGCACCCUGGACCUCAUCCUCUUCUGUUUCCCCUUCCACAUGAGCCAGGCGACUCGCCCUGACAUGAUCCGGAUCCUGUCUGCAGCUUUGCAUGUGGUUUUAAGAAGAGACAUGUCCCUCAACCGCAGACUCUACGCCUGGCUGUUGGGCUUUGAAAACAACGGUGUGAGAACAGGCCCCCGCAGCACUCGGCAGAGCAACCCAGAGGAGCACGCCAGCCAAUACUUCAACUCCUUCUCUAAAGACAUGCUGGUCCAG
Notothenia coriiceps (black rockcod) is the source of this 1415-nucleotide messenger RNA. RefSeq names its product protein dopey-1-like. Lineage: Eukaryota; Metazoa; Chordata; Actinopteri; Perciformes; Nototheniidae. The annotation marks the transcript as partial. Gene Ontology annotation, cellular component: endosome; trans-Golgi network. The transcript is spliced from 8 exons. Gene Ontology annotation, biological process: Golgi to endosome transport. The record is from RefSeq and is a predicted model, not a curated record.